Molecule: messenger RNA, 1547 nt
Organism: Acaulospora morrowiae
Lineage: Eukaryota; Fungi; Glomeromycota; Glomeromycetes; Diversisporales; Acaulosporaceae
Source: the annotation of a GenBank genome assembly
ACGUCGAAAAUUUCAAUUAUGCUGAAUUUGAUGCUAUUAAAUUUAUUGAUAAAGGUGGAUUUGGAAAUAUUUAUAAAGCGACUUUUUCAGGAAAGGAUGUUGUUUUGAAAGAUGGAAAGGAAGUAAAUUUGCAUAAUGAGAUAACACUUCUUAAAAAAGUUUGCCCCCAUCCAAAUAUCAACUCACUCCUUGGAAUUACUAAAGAUCCGAAAAACGAACGUGUUAUGAUGGUCUUAAACUAUGCAAACGAAGGCAAUUUUUUUAAUUUUCUUCAAGAAAAUUGGCUAAAUUUAUCUUGGAAAAAAAAGAUAAAAUACGCCCUUGAGAUAGCAAACGGACUCGAGCACUUACACAAGUUUGAAAUAAUACAUUGUGAUUUGCAUCCUAAAAACAUUCUCGUUGACAAUGGUGUGUUGAAGAUAACUGAUUUAGGGUGUUCAAAGAUUUUUCGUGAAAAUUCGGUAUCCAACUCAUAUCCUUGUGGAAUAAUUGCAUUUGUCGAUCCCCAAUGCUUCAUCAGCCUAAGUCAAAAAUUUAAGAGAAAUUAUAAAUCGGAUAUCUAUAGCUUUGGCAUGAUCAUGUGGUUUAUUUCUACUGGACGCAUGCCUUUUAAAGAUAUUAAUCCAUAUACCCUUAUUCAAGAAAUACUCAAAGGAUUAAGAGAAGAAGAUUUAUCUCAAAAAACACCUCCUGAAUACAUUGAAAUAUACAAGAAAUGUUGGGAUUUGGAUCCAGAAAAGCGACCUCAGCUGAUAGAAAUAAAGGAGGCGUUAGAAAAUCUUAAAAACCAGAUAGAACUAUGUUGGGAAUAUUCAUAUGAUUCCAUAGAACCAAAAGAAAAUCUCCAAAUUUCCCAAAUCAAAAUACCAUCUAAUCAUAUAUAUUCUGCCGAUUCUAUCUCGUAUGUUGUUUCUACUUCAAACUUUGAUUCAAACAUAUCCGAUUUGGUUAAAGAAUUUAGAGAUAUAAUUAUUAAGGACAAACUUGUAGGCUCACUAAAAACAAAAGAAGCGUUUCUAAAAUUUAUGAAGGACCAUGAAAAUGAGGCACCAAAAAUUUUUAAUUCAUUACAAGCAAUGCAACAUGAACAAAAAGAUCUAUUUUUAGCCAUAUCAUAUUUUCAUGGAUUUGGAGUAGAAAAAAAUGUCAAAAAGUAUUUGGAAAGCCUUGAAAAAGCAUGCUCAAAGGAUGUUGUGUUUGCAAUCUCCGAAUUAGCUACUUGUUAUUUUAAGGGUGUUGGAGUUGAAAAAAAUCUGGAAAAGGCAUUUGAACUUUAUAAAAUAUCAGUUGAACGUGGGUUCUUGGCUGAUAAAUGUUUAUUGAGCGAGUUUUAUUAUUAUGGUAUUGGUGGAGCAGAAAGAGACCCAAAACUUGCAUUACAUUUGUUAAAAAGGUCUGCUACAGUUGGGUACGUUCCUGCAAUGUAUUGGUUAGGAUAUUGUUAUCAAUAUGGAGUAGGUGUUACUCGUGAUUUUGAAAAGGCUGUCAACCUAUAUCGCGAAGUUAUUCAAAAUGGUGAUUAUAAGGAUGCAAGAAAAAAACUAGAG